CUUUACAAACGCUUCGAAAUUACAGAGGGGCCCUCUGAAUGCAUGGGGCGUGGCCGGGACUGGAAUGUUGACCUCAUCCCCAAAUUUCUCAUGGCCAAUGGCCAGCUUGUGAAGAUGCUCCUGUAUACAGAGGUGACACGCUACCUAGAUUUCAAAGUGGUGGAAGGCAGCUUUGUCUACAAGGCAGGAAAGAUUUACAAAGUGCCAUCAACAGAGACAGAAGCACUGGCUUCCAAUCUCAUGGGCAUGUUUGAGAAACGGCGCUUUCGCAAGUUCUUGGUGUUUGUGGCAAACUUCGAUGAGAAUGAUUCAAAGACCUUGGAGGGAGUGGAUCCUCAUGUCACUACCAUGCGCGAAGUCUACCGACGCUUUGACCUUGGCCAGGAUGUCAUUGAUUUCACAGGCCAUGCGCUGGCUCUCUACCGCACCGAUGAGCUCAGCGCUAUCUAUGGUGGCACCUACAUGCUCAACAAACCAGUGGAUGAGAUUGUCAUGGAAGGUGGCAAGGUCAUCGGAGUCAAAUCGGAAGGAGAGGUGGCACGCUGCAAACAGUUGAUCUGUGAUCCCAGCUAUGUGACAGAUAGAGUGCGCCCAGCUGGAAAAGUGAUCCGCAUCAUCUGUAUUCUGAGUCAUCCUAUCCGUGGCACCAGUGAUGCUAAUUCCUGUCAAAUCAUCAUUCCCCAAAAUCAAGUGGGACGCAAAUCUG
Messenger RNA from Thamnophis sirtalis, 706 nucleotides. The record is from RefSeq and is a predicted model, not a curated record. Lineage: Eukaryota; Metazoa; Chordata; Lepidosauria; Squamata; Natricidae.